CCCUUCUGCCGGGCGGCGCCGGGCGGACCCUCCCUAGGUUGGUCGCCGCCUCUGCCAACUCCCGCGCCCGCCCGGCUCCCUCCCUCCUCUGGCCGUCCGGCCACAUCUUCCCCUGCCUGCCACUCGAGGGACCAUGUCGCGAUUCAGCUGGGGAUACGGCGAACACAACGGCCCUAUUCACUGGAAUAAAUUUUUCCCUAUUGCUGAUGGGGAUCAGCAAUCUCCAAUUGAGAUUAAAACCAAAGAAGUGAAAUAUGACUCUUCCCUGCAACCUCUGAGUAUCAAGUAUGAUGCAAACUCAGCCAAAAUCAUCAGUAAUAGUGGCCAUUCCUUCAGCGUUGACUUUGAUGACACAGAGGACAAAUCAGUCCUGCGUGGGGGUCCCCUCACUGGAAACUACAGGCUGCGGCAGUUUCACCUGCACUGGGGGUCUGCUGAUGAUCAUGGCUCUGAACAUGUGGUGGAUGGAGUGAGAUACGCUGCAGAGCUCCAUGUUGUUCACUGGAAUUCAGACAAAUAUCCCAGCUUUGUUGAGGCAGCUCAUGAGCCAGAUGGACUUGCUGUUUUGGGCGUAUUUUUACAGAUUGGUGAACACAAUUCUCAACUGCAAAAGAUUACUGACAUUUUGGAUUCCAUUAAAGAAAAGGGUAAACAAACUCGAUUCACAAAUUUUGACCCAUUAUGUCUGCUUCCUCCAUCCUGGGACUACUGGACAUAUCCUGGUUCUCUUACAGUCCCGCCUCUUCUUGAGAGUGUCACGUGGAUCGUUUUAAAACAACCUAUAAGUAUCAGCUCUCAACAGCUGGCCACAUUCCGCACUCUCCUCUGUACAACGGAAGGCGAAGCAGCAGCUUUUCUGUUGAGCAAUCACCGUCCACCACAGCCUCUGAAGGGCCGAAAAGUGAGAGCAUCUUUCCGUUAAAAGUUGUCAUCAGUUGACCACCCCAAACAAGUCUGUGGACAAAAAAUAAAACACAAAAGUCCCUAGUAA
Hyaena hyaena (striped hyena) is the source of this 991-nucleotide messenger RNA. RefSeq names its product carbonic anhydrase 13 (gene CA13). The transcript is spliced from 7 exons. The record is from RefSeq and is a predicted model, not a curated record. Gene Ontology annotation, molecular function: zinc ion binding; carbonate dehydratase activity. The coding region runs from base 134 to 922 and encodes 262 amino acids. Gene Ontology annotation, cellular component: cytoplasm. Lineage: Eukaryota; Metazoa; Chordata; Mammalia; Carnivora; Hyaenidae.